Molecule: messenger RNA, 436 nt
Organism: Hibiscus syriacus
Lineage: Eukaryota; Viridiplantae; Streptophyta; Magnoliopsida; Malvales; Malvaceae
Product: heavy metal-associated isoprenylated plant protein 32-like
Exons: 2
Coding region: 31-390 (119 amino acids)
Molecular function (GO): metal ion binding
Source: RefSeq, a predicted model, not a curated record
UUGGUGAGUGUGUGUGCUUUAUUCAGAACCAUGUCAAAGAAAACAGUCCUGUCAGUGGAGCUGUUUUGUCCGAAGUGCAGGCAGAAUGUAAUGAAGGUAAUUUCAGACAUUGUAGGGAUAACUUCUAUCGUCCUCGAUGCAUCCAAAAAUACCGUAACGGUGACUGGUGAAGCCGAUCCCUUUAAGAUCAUUAAGAAAGUGAGGAAAUUCAGAAAACAUGCAUCGAUUGUAAGUAUAGGGGCUGCGAAAGAUGAGAAGAAGGACGAGAAGAAAGAUGAGAAGAAGGAUGAGAGGAAAGAUAUUGUAAUAUACACUCCAAACACGUGCCAGAAAUGUGAUGUUUGGUAUGUUGUGCGUGAUGACGUUUACCAUUAUUGUUCCAUUCUGUAAAACAAAGAUUCCCAUAUUCCGAAUGUAAUCAUUUGUUGUAAAUUUA